This is a messenger RNA of Medicago truncatula (barrel medic), 976 nucleotides long. Its product is annotated as thylakoid lumenal 15 kDa protein 1, chloroplastic. The coding region runs from base 109 to 678 and encodes 189 amino acids. Gene Ontology annotation, cellular component: chloroplast thylakoid. The record is from RefSeq and is a predicted model, not a curated record. NCBI's taxonomy places the organism in Eukaryota, Viridiplantae, Streptophyta, Magnoliopsida, Fabales, Fabaceae. The transcript is spliced from 7 exons.
AUUCAUAAAAUGAAACAUUAUCCACAAUAAUUCCACAUCCGCAUAAUAGACUGAUAUGUGUCAUCAUCGAGUUGCAUCUUCUGUAACUGUAACUGCAACUAUACAACAAUGGCUCUUUUUCUGAACGCCUCUUUGCCUUCAACUUCCAAACCUCAUCACCAUCUCUUAAGGUCAACACCUUCCUCUUCAACCAGCUCACCAACUCCUCUUUCUCUGUUUCUGGGAACCAAUCCAAAACAAAAUCACCAAGCAUCUCAGAAACUCGCAUUAUCAUUGGGUGAAUCAGUGUCUAGUGCAGCUCUAGUUGCUCUUCUAUCUGCUUCUCUCUUCUUUGUUGAUCCUGCACUUGCAUUCAAGGGUGGAGGUCCAUAUGGUCAAGGGGUUACUAGAGGACAGGAUCUUUCUGGAAAAGAUUUCAGUGGCAAGACACUCAUCAAGCAAGACUUCAAAACGUCCAUACUGCGACAAGCCAAUUUUAAAGGUGCAAAAUUGUUAGGUGCUAGCUUCUUUGAUGCUGAUUUAACAGGUGCUGAUCUUUCGGAUACUGAUCUUAGAAGUGCAGACUUUUCCCUGGCAAAUGUGACAAAGGUAAAUUUGAGCAAUGCUAAUUUGGAAGGUGCACUUGUAACGGGAAAUACAUCUUUUAAGGGAUCAAAUAUUACAGGCGCCGGAGCGUAGGGGUUAGAGAGAAAGAAGAGAAUAGCAUGCAACCGAAAGAAAGGAAAAGACAUGGAAAGCGAGUUCUUCGGGGGGAAAAUUCUGAAUUCAUCAUUACUGAAACGGAAUCUAAAUGUCUAGGGAAACCCUGUAAAUCCUGAUCUUAAUAGAAUUAGUAACUACCAAGUUUUAUUCAUUCUCAUUCCAAGAACCGGAAAUUUGAUCAAAUUAGGAAUGCCAUAUUCGGACUAUGUUAGUUAUGUAACUAUAUCAACAACACUCGUUAAAAUAAUUUGUGAUUGUUCUGUUAUAAACAAAA